Molecule: messenger RNA, 1934 nt
Organism: Periophthalmus magnuspinnatus
Lineage: Eukaryota; Metazoa; Chordata; Actinopteri; Gobiiformes; Gobiidae
Gene: tmco6
Product: transmembrane and coiled-coil domains 6
Exons: 12
Coding region: 183-1655 (490 amino acids)
Molecular function (GO): protein binding
Source: RefSeq, a predicted model, not a curated record
GGGGGCGCUGUGUUUACACCCGCAUCACUUCACAUCACUGAAGAAGAGCGGCUCAGAUGGAGGGGCUGGGUGGUGUUUAAAGACAUGCUUUUAAAAAGAUCCAUUAAACUUUUACGGUAGAGAUGCGUCCGAUUUAAUCUCAUCUGCAUUAUUACUUAUUGGCAAACGCAUAAAUAAAUCCGAUGUGGCGUUUAAAAAAAGUUUGCCACAAAUCCAGUCGGCCUGACAACACGGAGCAGCUCAGACUGAAGAGGAGAGAGCAGGAGAGAGCUUUGAGACAGGCUCGCAGGGACAAACAGCUGUUCAGCAAGAGACUUUUGCUCAGUGAAGAUGAGGAGCACAGCACAGAACAACAUGAUGUGGUCAGUUUGUUUCACCAUCUUCAGAAAUGUGGUCCGGAGAAAGAAGCCUCCCUGAAAGCUUUGAGUAGAGCCUUGCGUGAUCCAUCAGCGCAGACCAAAUUCAUCAAGUUGGAAAAUAGUAUACAUGUGCUGGUGGGCCUCCUCACUGGUUCUAACACGGAGUGCCGUCUUCUGGCUGUGCGCUGUCUUCAUGAACUGUCCCACUCUCCACACAGUGCUGUCUCAUUGGCCUGUCUCCCAGCCUCCCCAUACCUGCUCACAUACUUAUCUGGACAGAGCACUAAGUUUACUGAGCUGUGCCUUUACACAUUGGGGAAUUUGUGUCCUGAAAAUGAUGCUGUGAAGGACAAAGUACUUUCUCAGGGAAUAAUACCAGCUCUUACAAAUUGCUUAGAGACCCAGAUGCAUAACCUGGCAUUGGUAGAGGCCAUUGGAUUUACACUCUCUCAGCUGUUGCAAGGUACAAAAGCGGCAGAGAGAAUUGCAGCGACUGUCAUGGGAUCACGGCUUCCUUUACUCUUGUGUUCAGUUCUCUCUUCCCCUGACCCAAAGUUCGGUUUGGGUCCAGUGAUUGAAUGCGCCUGGUCUCUGCAUUUUCUUAUUUGCAGUAUUCCUGGCGAUUGCAGCGUUCUCUUAUCUCAUGGGACUCUCUCCAAAUGCAGUUCCCUUUUAGUAUCAAUAGGUGGCACUGUUGCUGAAGAAAAGAAAGAUGAAGGACUGGAAUUGGCUGUCUGGCCCCUCCUGCGUUGUGUGGGAAACCUGUCGUCCUCUUGUCCCGUGGAGCACCUCAGUGAACAGGUUGAUACCCGUCUCCUGGCUGCUCUGUGUGCUCUUCUUAAUGUUUACCUGAAGACACAGCCUGCGCUGGCCCGAGAGGCAGCCUGGGUACUCAAUAAUCUCACAGCUCACUCAACUGACUUCUGCUCAGCGCUACUAACACAGAACCUGGUCCCUGAUCUUAUCCAGCUUCUGCCUUUCUCUCUGGGCAUCAAUACUAUGAUCCUCAGAGUUCUUGCCAACGUUGCUCACCAGAAAAAGCAUUUUUGUGAUCAGCUUGUGCGUCUUGGACUACUUUCUGCUCUCUGCGCAACCCUGAAAAUGGCCGACACAGAAAUGGUGGUCUUAAGUCUGGAUGUUCUGAAUAUGCUGAUUGACGGUAACUUACAGGUUGCAGAGGAAUUUGUAAAACAAGGUGGACUUUUAAUGAUAGAAGCCCUUCAGUACAACCAUGAAGGAGAGCUGCGUCAGAGAGCACUGUACCUACUUGAACACAAACUAUGCUAUCCCCGUUGAUGCAAAACACAAUGUGACACAAUUUUUAAAUAUAUAUUAUUCUCAUAUGAAUUUUUAAUGUAAUUUCCAAAGAAAAUACUCAAAUAAAAUAUGUAUAUAAAUUUACAUGUGAUUUAUGGGGUACUGUGUAGGUCUUUUAAUGUGUGAAUGUAUGGAUCAAAGUCUCUGCUGUAAUACUUGUAUUUUGUAUAAGAUGCAUUCUGUGAUAUUUUUAAGCGAUCAUAGCCUGUGGUGUGCACAUGACAAAACAAUUCAUGAAAUAAAAGUGGGCCUAAUUCU